Messenger RNA from Gasterosteus aculeatus aculeatus (three-spined stickleback), 1218 nucleotides. RefSeq names its product metabolism of cobalamin associated Db (gene mmadhcb). Gene Ontology annotation, biological process: cobalamin metabolic process. Gene Ontology annotation, cellular component: mitochondrion. The record is from RefSeq and is a predicted model, not a curated record. NCBI's taxonomy places the organism in Eukaryota, Metazoa, Chordata, Actinopteri, Perciformes, Gasterosteidae.
GCGCCACUUCAAGGUGAAAAUUGCACGGAUGUAUUGAUGUUAUUAACUAGCCGUGUUAUGCGAACUAGCCUUAUGUAACGUCGGUCUUGUGAACGUCUGCUCGAGUAAUAGAACAUAUCACAUAACGCUGGUAGCUCCUCCCUGAUUCACCUCCCACCUGGACAGUGCCGCACCAACCAAGAUGACCAGUUGUGAUCAACAACAGAUGCUGUGCAGCAGAGCCAGGCUAGUCAGUUACCUUCCGGGGCUUCAUGUGUUGGUAUCUCGUGUGACUGGAACCAGAAACUUCUCUGCUACUGGAUCAUCCAGCUCCCAUGAGCUCUGUGUAGCCAUCACUCCAUCUGAGAUGGCGUGGCCCGAUGAGAUCAUGGGCCCUUUUGGACCCCAGGACCACCGCUUCCAGCUGCCUGGUAACUUGGGAUUUGACUGCGACCUGCAGGGAAUAGCAGAGCAGAUGAAGAGCCUGGCCCACAGUAAGGUCCCUGACGUGCUAUCUUCUCCGCCCAGCAGUGAGCAGCAUGAGUUAAUUCUGGCCCAGGUCAACAGAGACUCCUUUGAGGAAGAUGAGCCAGCCUCGUCUCAGGAUGUCCAUACAGCUGACCGGUACUUUGACAGCUCUAGCCUGGAGUGUGCUGUACAGUGCUGCCCUGAACUUCUAAAGAAAGAUUUUCAGUCCAUGUUCCCUGAAGCACCAUCCACUGGUAUGAUGGUGGUCACAGUGACCCAGAAGACCCGAAACGAUAUGACGUCGUGGUGUGCUGAGGUGGAACAGGAGAGGGAUCAGAUGCUUGACAAGUUUUGUGAUGGAGCACAGGAGAUCUGCCAUGCUCUGCAGAAGGAGGGCUUCUGGGCCGACUUCGUCGACCCAUCUUCCGGCUUGGCGUUCUUUGGUUCGUAUACCAACAACACACUGUUUGAGACUGAUGACCGGUACCGCCACCUGGGCUUUCAGAUCGAGGACCUAGGCUGCUGCCGAGUGAUCCGACACUCUCUGUGGGGGACACACGUCUUUGUGGGGACAAUAUUCACCAGCGCUCCACCCAGCAGCCUCGUUAUGAAGAACCUGCAGAGCAGCUGAACACAAUGAUGUAAUGCAAUUAUCAACAGCCUUUUUUGUGGUUUUGCGAGAUGUAUACAUGUUUUCUAUUUUUAGAUUAAAAUCCCACAGGCAAAUAGCUGCUGUCUUCAUAUCAAAGUGGUUCUUGACUACACUAUGAA